Messenger RNA from Cydia strobilella, 1141 nucleotides. It is a transcript of the gene SsRbeta, whose product is annotated as translocon-associated protein subunit beta. Lineage: Eukaryota; Metazoa; Arthropoda; Insecta; Lepidoptera; Tortricidae. The transcript is spliced from 3 exons. Bases 151 to 723 code for a protein of 190 amino acids. Gene Ontology annotation, cellular component: endoplasmic reticulum; membrane. The record is from RefSeq and is a predicted model, not a curated record.
UCGCCACCAUAGGGUAAUUAUUUUUGUGUGCUGGCAAGAAGAUUGGUUGCGUGGAGUGAAACGUCAGCCACGUACAUUCGGCUGUCAGUCAACGUAACCUUUCUCAUUUCUCAUUUAUUGUGUAUUAAAAUAAGCUCGAUAACAGAUAAAAUGUCUGCGAAACUGUUGUCGCUCGUGCUGAUCAUCGCCGCGGCGGUGACGGCCGAUGAGGAGACGGCGGCGGCGCGCCUGCUGGUGUCCAAGCAAGUGUUGAACAAGUACUUGGUCGAGGACAUGGAUAUUCUGAUUAAGUACACGCUGUACAACGUCGGGACGGCACCGGCAGUGGACGUGAAGCUUGUGGACAACGGGUUCCACCCGGACGUGUUCACGGUGGUGGGCGGGCAGCUGACGGCGCAGAUCGACCGCAUCCCGCCGCAGACGAACGUGUCGCACGUUGUGACCGUGCGCUCCAACCGUUACGGAUACUUCAAUUUCACGUCGGCUGAGAUCACCUACAAGCCCACCGAAGACGCUACUGAGCUCCAACACGCCAUCAGCAGCUCCCCCGGCGAGGGCGCCAUCGUAGCGCACAAGGACUUCGACCGCAAGUUCUCCUCCCACAUCCUGGACUGGGCCGCGUUUGCUGUCAUGACCCUGCCCUCACUCGCCAUCCCCUUCGGCCUCUGGUGGUCCUCCAAGACCAAGUACGAGAAACUCAGUAAACCUAAGAAGAAUCAUUAGAUAGGUUCAAAUUCACCGGAGGAUGAAAGUUUUCAAUUAAUUUUUCGUCACUGCAAACGCGGCGAAUUUCAAAGUUAUAUAUUAUAUACAAUAAUAAUUUUGUGCAUUUAUAGUAACGAGAAAAGUCGUUGAAAAUUUUCAUCUUUAGGUACCCAGAAAGACAGGUCUAAAGAAAUCGCGUAAAUAAUUAUUGAAGCUUACACUUUAGGGUGGGCUUUUUGUGUUUAUUUAUUUGAUUUGAAGGCUAUGGGUAAAUUUUUAGAUAUAUGGAUAAUUGAUUCAAGUUGUUAGAUGCUCUGAUAUUAAAGCGUUUCAUGGAAUAGGAAAGAAAGAUAUGCCAAAACCAGUAAACUAUUGGGGCAAGUGAUUUGCUUAUUACUUUAUCAACUGAAGUACAGUCGCCAUCAAAUAUAUCGGA